AUGUCCUCGUCCACGCAUUCCACCACUGCUCCGUCUGCCACCGCUUCCGACCCCACUCCCGCUGAGUGCUACGGCAAAACCGUGUCCCUCUUCCGCAUGUACAGCCCCUCCGCCACGGACCACUUCUACACCACCGACGCGACGGAGCGCGACCGUGCAGUCGGCUCCCUCGGGUACACCAACGAGGGGACCGCCGCCCAAGUCUUCUCCGCUUGCGUCUACGGCGCCGUCCCGCUCUACCGCCUCUACAGCGCGGGCGGCACGGACCACUUCUACACGACGAACGCGAAGGAGCGCGACCACGCGGUGGUCGCGCUCGGGUACACGAACGAGGGCGUCGCCGCGUACGUCUACCCGGGCGCGAAGUACGGGAGCGUCCCGCUGUUCCGGAUGUACUCGGCAUCGGCGUCGGACCACUUUUAUACGACCGACGUGGACGAGAAGAACAGGGCGGUCGCGUCGUUGGGCUACUCGGACGAGGGAGCUGUCGGGUACGUGUACCAGGUGAAGGUCGCGAACUGCUGA
This is a messenger RNA of Epithele typhae, 525 nucleotides long. RefSeq lists its product as uncharacterized. Lineage: Eukaryota; Fungi; Basidiomycota; Agaricomycetes; Polyporales; Epitheliaceae. The transcript has 2 exons. The record is from RefSeq and is a predicted model, not a curated record. Bases 1 to 525 code for a protein of 174 amino acids.